Messenger RNA from Oikopleura dioica, 2043 nucleotides. The record is from the annotation of a GenBank genome assembly. Lineage: Eukaryota; Metazoa; Chordata; Appendicularia; Copelata; Oikopleuridae.
AUGAAAGUGCAAAUUUAUUUAUCAGAGAGAAAGAAAAAUUUAAUCAAAUUGGUGGUUCGGAUUUUGAUUCCGAUCUUGACCGGAAGUUUCUUUAGUCUUUUGGUACCGGUGGAGACGAGAUGCUCGGAUAGUCCUUAUUCGAUCGGGGCGAAAAGAGUCAAACUUUUCAAGCCCGUUAAAAAUAUCGCUGCUCGGCUUGAUAUUGACUAUGAAGAUUUCGAGCCGGUUCGAAUUACGAAUGAAUUGGUCCUUCACGAAGCCCUGGGAGAUCCGGAGGAAAAUAAAAAGUUUAUAAAACGACCUGCUCGUCUCAGCGAAGAACUCGGGAUCAAAAGACAUUUGCUGAGUAUAACUGUACUUUCGCCAGAUGAAUACCGACAACGAGCAAGGUUUAUCACAGAAACACUUGGUGACAAUUUCGACGACAUGGUCUUUGUCAUUUACACCCAAAAUCAUCAUCUAUCCAUGAUCGACGGAAUCAACACCAUUCUCCUGCCAGACGUCGGGACGAGAUCACAAAAUGAGCAAAUUUUAAUGGAGCUCGUUUCGACCGAUUUCGCUGAUCAAUUCAAUUUCAUCUUCAUUUCCAACGGGGCAAAACUGGGGACGUAUCAAAUGAAGUCGUUUUUGGAAGAUAAAAUGUCUUAUCGAGAAGAACUUUUUGGCUCCAAUCUUGACUCUGGCAUUUUGUAUACUACAAAGAUCUUACGCGAGAGAAAAGAAGAGCUGGUGAGCAAAUGUCAGACGGGAUUAAAUAGCGGCUGGAAGGUGGAGUCCUGGCUCGUUUCGUGCCUCAAAAAGAUCAAUGACCCGGCGAUUUUGUUAACCCCUCUUCUACCGCAGACCCUUCUUGGUUCCUUCGAAAACAUAGCUUCUGCGCAAAAAGCUUCGAUCGCCUCUGAGAUCGAAAGUCUCCGCGAAAAACUGACGGAAAUUGAGGUUUCGAUGCAUUCAAUGACCGCUCCAGAAGUCACCCAACAAGCAGAAGAAAUGAAUCAAAUUCUCUACAGAGAUCUGCUUCCAGCGACAAGAUGGGACGUCCUUGAAUGGAAAUACUUUGAAGAAGAUGAGUUAUUUUCCUGUCAAAGUCAAGAAGUAAAAUGCCCCUUCCCAAACUGGCUUGAAUCAGAACUCGCCGACGCGAAAAACUUCAUCCAUUCCAUCUCCGCUCAUUCUUGCCUUUCAUCCGAUUCCAUCACCAUUUCCGGCUACUACGCAACUCUGAACGAUCACACCCGCUACCUGCUGGACUUCGACGGUCCCGAAUGCGAAGCGUCAAUGAGAUUCGAUCUCAUUCGCAAAACAAUCGGCUUUGAACUCGUCAAUGCGCUGGAAUUUUCUCAAGCUCCGAUGCCUCUCAUUGUUCUGCUUUUUGUUUCUUCUCAUAACGUCGACUACUUGCCAAAGUUUUUGAACACGCUGCAGUCGUUUCAAACUGACGAUAUUGAACUGCUUCCAAUCUUCAUCUCAAAUCCUAAAACCUCGUAUCGUGCUGCCAAAGAUCGCCUUGCCAAAUCCGGCUUAGCUCUUGUUAACAAAAACGCUGAAUCAGCUGAUUUCACUUGGCAUUUCACUUCUUCAGGGAACGGAUUAAGACUCCUACCAUCACAAGAGCAGAAAUACUUGAAAACCCUUCUGGACGGAAUUAACGAAGAUGCAGCUUUUAUAACGCUGGAACCAAGCGACUUGAUUUCCGAAGAUUUACUGGAGAGCUGCAGGAAAAACGCGGCGAAAGAAAAUCUAUCGACAGUGAAUAUUGGCUUUCAACUUUUUGGACGAAAAUUUCGCGAAGGAAAAGAUCAAGAAAUCGCGAAAAACGAAGGAAUUUUCCAUGCGAUCAACGAGAAAACUCUUUGCUCUAGAAUUUCUCACCUGACAACUUCUUCGAAGAAAUUGAGAAUAUUAGACCCAAGCUUACGAUUUCGGUCAAUCGUUUUCAACUGUAAUGAGUCGUCUUUGUCGAAUAAGUGCAUCAAAAUACAGUCAAAAGCUCUUGGAAAAAGGUCGUCACUGGGAAAAUGGUACACCGAAAAUAGCCUGUAA